This is a messenger RNA of Zingiber officinale, 1043 nucleotides long. RefSeq names its product tropinone reductase homolog At5g06060-like. The transcript is spliced from 5 exons. Gene Ontology annotation, molecular function: oxidoreductase activity. The record is from RefSeq and is a predicted model, not a curated record. NCBI's taxonomy places the organism in Eukaryota, Viridiplantae, Streptophyta, Magnoliopsida, Zingiberales, Zingiberaceae. Bases 70 to 846 code for a protein of 258 amino acids.
AUAUAUAAGCAAUAACAGAGUCUAUAUAUAGUCACUUUUCUCUGAGAAUUGAUGAGAUAGAAGCAAUCGAUGGAGUUGGGAAAUAGAUGGUCUCUUCGAGGAGAAACAGCCUUGGUCACUGGUGGAUCCAAAGGGAUAGGGUAUGCUAUUGUGGAAGAACUAGCAAGAUUUGGAGCAGCAGUUCAUACGUGCGCCAGGAAUGAAUCAGAGCUAAAACAGAGUUUACAGAAAUGGAAAGAUCUGAAGCUUCAGGUGACUGGUUCGGUCUGUGACGUCUCGUCCUCGGAGGAGAGGGAGAAGCUGAUAGAGGAAGUCAGCACCGUCUUCAACGGCAAACUCAAUAUCCUGGUUAAUAAUGUAGCGUCUGGUUACGUUAAACCAGUUUUAGAAGUGACUCAAGAGGAAUACAGGCACACCAUAAACACCAACUUGGAAGCCGGGUUCUAUUUGAGUCAACUCGCUCAUCCUCUCCUCAAGGCAUCCGGACGGGGCAAUAUCGUCUUCAUUUCCUCAAUUGCGGGUAUUGAAGGAUACUCUUCUAUAUCCAUCUAUGGAUCAUCUAAGGGUGCCCUGCAUCAACUUACUAGAUGCCUCGCUUGCGAAUGGGCUAAGGACAAUAUUCGUACCAAUUGUGUUGCGCCCGGUCUCAUCAAUGCGCAGAUGGCUAAGGGGUUCUUGGAGAAUGAACUGGUAGCAAAGUGGUGUCAUCGUACUCCGCUUGAGCGUGUGGGAGAGCCUGAGGAAGUGGCAGCUUCGGUUGCUUUUCUUUGCCUUCCUUCUUCCUCUUUCAUCACCGGUCAAGUGAUUGCUGUUGAUGGAGGUAAAACAAUAUGUGGUGACUAUUAAAUCUCUAUGGAUCUAAUACAAUUGUCAUAUCUAGAUAUGCUUAUUACAUGAAUUGUGUACACUUUAAUAAAAACAAGGGCAUGUAUGUUCCUAUGUCUAUUAAGUCUGUAUGGAUGUAACACAAUCGGUAUAUCUUUAUACUUGUUAUAUGAACCGAAUACAUAUGUAUGAACUAGUAUUCAAGUAUCAUGCUUUAA